Molecule: messenger RNA, 1152 nt
Organism: Penicillium daleae
Lineage: Eukaryota; Fungi; Ascomycota; Eurotiomycetes; Eurotiales; Aspergillaceae
Exons: 1
Coding region: 1-1152 (383 amino acids)
Source: RefSeq, a predicted model, not a curated record
AUGACCCACAUCGCUCCAACCGUGGUCAAUGUCGAGGGGCCCUCUCAGGAGACUGAAUCCGAUCAUGGAUCCCGUCUGAAAGAUGACUUGCAGUCUAUUCCGCAAGAUACAAAAUAUCUCAGUAUAGAAGGAGAUACACCGUCAGACACUGAAUGGUCCAUCCUGGGAUCUCAUUUCACGAAUGUUGAGCAUCUCCACUUGCGAGCUGGUUUCAAUGAAGACCUCAACGACAAGGGAAUCCCUCUUCACUGGCCUCUACAGAAACUUGAAUUCAGCGAUUCAGUUAGCGAGGUCUUUCAGAGUCCGUUCAUUCUUGAGGGACGCGUCCCCCAUUUGAGUCUAUUCUUUACUUCGGGACUGCGAUUCGAGGGGCUGACAAGCCACGAACUCCAAGUUGAGCACAAAGAAGCAAUCAAACGGGGAGAUAUCCAAGGGGAUUUUAUCACCGUUCACGAGGGAACUCCCGAGGAGAGAAAGAUCGAAAUCACAUACCUUCCUGAACUAGUAUCCAACCAUAUUAACAAAAUCUUUACCGAUCCGGAAAGAGGCCUGAAGGAACUACCAUCCGGCCCGUUCAACUUGCGAGUGCUGGAGAUUUGGGAAAAUGAUGCGAUUGAUACUUUCAAUCGUAUGGCGCUGUCGCUACCCCACCUCGUGGAGAAUCUGCGUACGCUGCGAAUCAGGUCUACCGCCGGUUUGGAUUUUCAUUAUACGCAUGAACAUGUGUUCCGCGAACUAUUGCCUCAACUGACAAGCCUUCGAUCACUGAAUAUCUCCGUUGGAGAGGUAUUCCAGGACCCAUCUCAUCUUCCGACAAUCUACAAAAUCUUUCCCCCUAAUUUAACGGAAUUGUACUUCCGUGGCCCUUCAUCGCUCUGUCAAUCGAUGGAGUGGUCUAAUUGGGUGCAAGCAUUUGAAUCAAAGGACUUUCUUCCGGACUUGAAAAAGCUGGCGUUUGUACUUGAUCUGCACUAUGAAGAGGAAGAAUCUGGUCGGAAGAAAGAGGGUCCGGCGCCUGCGCCUUUGCUUUAUCAAGCUCGCAUUGCUUGUCAACCCAUCUAUAACAUUGCGAGGAGACGCGGAGUAAGCGUUAUAGAAAUGCCUGCUGGGCCGGAUUUUGUGCUGCUUCGUCCUGUUGAUGAGCGCUGGUAA